This is a messenger RNA of Toxoplasma gondii ME49, 3020 nucleotides long. RefSeq lists its product as hypothetical. The transcript is spliced from 11 exons. NCBI's taxonomy places the organism in Eukaryota, Apicomplexa, Conoidasida, Eucoccidiorida, Sarcocystidae. The record is from RefSeq and is a predicted model, not a curated record. The coding region runs from base 796 to 2547 and encodes 583 amino acids.
CCUAGACUGACGAAGUAUAUACAGCAUGGCGUCUUUUCCAUGUUUCGUACGUCUUUUCUCCGUUUUUUGGAGUGCGCCAUCCGCUCAAAAAACGACUCCCUCUGUAGAAAUAAUAGGGCUGGACCCAACACAAGCCACGGCGACGUCUGGGCGUGUCUGAGUGACUAUUCGGGAACGCCGCUUUCUGCGGUCGCCGAUGCCGACUUUAACUGCACGUUCAUCGUCCUCUUCCACGCGAGACAAUAGGGCUUUUCCCCAUCAAUGUACGUUGCCCAUGUCGUAGCAUCAGGUCAGAUGAAAUCGCUAUCCAUGGAGGCACGGCGGUGUGUCGGUCUCGUUUGGCUUUAGGCUUUUCCUGGAGCAUCUUGACACUCAUUUUCUUCCCGAGUGUUACACCUACGAGACACUGUUUCCCCACACGACACAGGAACUUUACCAACUUCUAACCGUUAUUGUGGUACAAUAGUGAAUGCUUCAUACCUUCAAGUUUGUCUCUCAUCGCCGAAUUCCUCGCCCUGAGAGGUCUGCCCCGCGUACCGCGAGUGACUCUAGCCCAGGCAUCGCGUCUGCACGGACUCAAGAAGCGGUGCCUUUCUCUCUUCUGUGCCUUCUUGAAUGGGUGCCUCAUCUGCCCCCCUUAUUUGUGCAUCGUAUCUUGUUUUUAGAAGCCAGCUCACUUUUUUUAUCGUCGCGAGAAUAGUUCACACCGUGUGGCCUUUUUCCCAUCAUCAGGCGUGCGUCGCUCCUCGUGGCACCCCUGACCACUGGUAGCACCUCACUUCUCGUCUCUGCAAAAUGCCGAGACCAGGCGUUUUUGAGCUCAAUUAUGGGGAGGAAAGCCGGCACUCACCUGUACCAAAGGACCCGUCGACGGUGACGUACGGUGACGCCAGCGUGGGAGUUGUCCACCACCCGCUGCCGGCUGCCGGAAUGUACAGGCAACCCUGUGCGUUUCCUCAUGGAUCAGGCUUUUCAAAGCAGUCGAACGAGACUGCGUUUCCAGACUAUCCAUCAACGGAGCAUGUUGCUCAGCGUUACGUUCCUCCUAUGGACGACAAACGCCAGUGGGCCGGCCACACUAGCUACUACGCGCCGGCCACUAUGGAACAAAGAGGUUACCAGGAUGCGAGGUACUUCGGCGCUGAACUUAUGCCCAAGUCUCAGGGAGGAGAGAAUCCGCAAAACCAUCCAAUCAUGCCUUCGGAGGCUGCAGAAUAUGGCCCCCGUAAACCCGACUGUGGCCGCCUCAUUGCAGCCCCUCAUGAAGGGCAGGUCAACAACCUCUCGCAGGUUGAUGGACGGAUAUGCGGAACGCUGCCUGUUAUCGAUAAUCAGUCUUUCCAGGUGGAACCGUGUUUUCGUGCUCCUACUAUAGCGACUGGCAUCCCUCGAUUGCAAACUAUGAAAGGGCGUGAUGCUUUCGCUCAGGAUGCGACACGCCAACGAGCGCUCCAGGGCCACAGAACUGCCGACCUUCUUAAGACUCCCUUCGACUACGACUUGUUUCACCGAACCAGACUUCCACCUAGCGCGGGUGCCAGCAUUCAGGCAGCAGGGAAAGAAAUUGACUGGUCUGAGAAGAAGCUCUUUCGAAAAGCGGUUGUCUCCACAGUCUUUGCAAGCGACCAGGUUGCGGAGCGCCUGCGGCAAGAUCUUCCCUCUCCAAAUACCCGGGAUGGACAAAGAACAAAUGCUGAUCAUGGCAACCGAAGAAAUUGGAGUGAAAAUAUUGAGUCUCUUCUACGGCAAGCUACCCCAGUGGAGAGCUCGGCCGAAAACGACCCCAUCUUCACUGCUAAAGUCGAGGAACGUUCUUUUGACAGCUCGCUCCUGUACCACGGAUGCCGACAUUUGAAGAAACGCUCCGCUUUCGGACACACCCCGGAUGCAGUAGCACAGCUUCUGCGGAGCUCGGCUGAAGCCGGAAAAGGGGAAAGGCCCCUUGUCCCCUCCAGACCCUCUCGCCCCUCCCAGCAUGACUCGACGCAGCUCAAGAGGGUGCUCUCGUAUCAUCCCGACCCAGAGGCUGACUCUAAAGGCUGUUUCGAACAACGCGCGCGCUUACGAAGAUCACAACUCGUGACAGCGAAGAAUUCUUGUCGUUGGGGCGUCAACGUGUUCGGCUACGACCUUUCCCCUCCCCGUCGGAACAGACUCUAUGCGCUUCGUGAUCAUUUGGACUCCAAGCUGGUCCCCAACCAAAGCACGGACGACGCCACGCACAUUAAGCCGCGCCACACCAACGUGCUGUCGACCUCGUUGCACAUGUCAAAGCUAGUCCCCGUUACGGAUUUGUCUCCGCGACCGUCUUUCCGAUAUCACGCGGACACCGGCAGUUUGGAUGCCACCCUGCUGCCGGUGGAUGCGGUUCCACAAGAAAGGAUCGGUCGACGACUGAUCAGUCCACCUGAGAGUUCCCUGCAGUCCAAUUUCGUUCCUUCACACGAAGAGGUGGGGCGCCACAAGCGUUUCCUGGUCAAUAGUCGUGAUAGUCUUCAAGGCAAUAUGAUCCCUAUCGUCAAGGAGUGUACUCGACGGCGCAAGUGAUCCCCAUAUUUUGUGGCAUACAGCAAUAGUUUCGCUUGGCGCAUUAUAGGCCUGACAUUUCUCGGAGGACACACACAAAUGUGUGUGCGUGCAGUGGCUGCCGUUUUCUCAGUUGCCGGUCUUGAGUUUUGCCACGGGGUAUUGUAAAACAUGUUGAAUUGCGGUCACUCUCUAUUCUUGUUAUUCGCUGCGCUGGGGGUGUUUCUUUAUCAGAACGAGGCGGUGUUCAAACACGUGAUAAAGAGAGCAGAGUCCGUUUUACUUCGCCCAUUCCACGUGUGCUGUCACUGAAUCGUACCCCGUCGUCUCCAUGCUUAUCAUCAUCAUCCAGUGACCCCGAUUGUCUUUUUACCACUGUCGAGCUAGUGGACUUUCGUUUCUCGCGUGAUGUAAAAUUCUCUAGCCCUGAUGAGGCCACAGUUUACUUCCAUGCAUUCACAAGAGUGAAACACUUGUAAAAUUUUACGAAACAU